AUGUCACCCGUAGAGAGUCGGCUGUGCGCCAUCUGCCGGGAAGCGAUCCAGUGGAAGAGCGACGGCCUUACAAACAGCCGGGUAACGCCCGCUGACCAGUCCUUGGAACGGUUUCGAAAGGCUGCGGCCGACAACUGCUUUGUCUGUCGCAAGUUGAUUGAUCUCAGCGAGGAGCAUCGAAAGGCGUGGGAUCGUCUUGACCCCGAAGCCUGGAGCCCUUUCGACGAGUUCGAAGAGCUCUUUGUGUUCGCUGAGCUUGAGGGCAAUACCGGCUCCCCGACAACUCUCGACACGGCCUAUGCCUGGUUCAGUGAAUGUUCAUCCCACCACCGGGAGCGGUGCAAGGAUCCUCCCACAUCGACCGAUGGAUGGCUCCCAACACGUCUCCUCGACGUUGGAGCCGGCAACGCCUCGCAUUGGAAGCUUCUGAUCAGCGAUACCGACCUGAGAGGAGGGCCUGCCCCUGCUUAUUUAACCCUCAGCUAUCGAUGGGGGACGAAUCCUCAACAUGCGCUCUUGCAGUUGUCUACUCUUGACCAAUACCGCAAAGGAAGCAAAAUUUCGGACCUGCCACAAACGUUUCAAGACUUGGUUGUGGUUGCCCGGCGUUUUGGCGUCCGAUACGUGUGGAUCGACUGCUUCUGCAUCAUUCAGGAUUGUCAAGAUGACUGGGAGGCCGAAGCCCCCAUGAUGAGACAGGUUUAUGCCAACGCCGCCUGCAACAUUGCAGCCUCUGCCUCGGAUAGCCCUGAAGGCGGGCUCUUUCGGUCCCGGACUAUCCAGGACAUUUGGCCUGGUGUCAUCGUGAAGAAGUCGACGUCGGGUCAUGAAGGGAGAUUCUACUGCGUUGACAGCAAUUACUGGGACCGCAAUCUGCUGACAUCCUCACUCCAUAGCAGAGGUUGGGUCUUUCAAGAACGCUUUCUGGGACCGCGGCAACUCUACUUCACCCGUGACCAGGUCUUGUGGGAGUGCCUCGAGGGGCACAGAUGUGAAGGUUUCCCCAACGGAGUGCCGCUCUAUGACUCGCCGAAGAGCAUCGAUCAGCUGUUGGUGCUUCCUGAAGGUGCAGAACGUCACGGGCAGCUACAAGACCCGGGCGGCAAUUGUUGUCGCGAGGAUGCCAUGGCUCUCGACGCCGUCAACCGGUGGUGCAAUCUUGUGACAGCUUACUCGCAUUGCCACUUCACCAAUCCCGAAGACAAGCUGUACGCUUUUUCGGGGAUCGCAAAGUUCUUCCAAGAGAUUACGAACGAGACGUACGUCGCCGGCCUGUGGCAGUCGCGCAUCCUGGACCUCCUCGGCUGGGUCGUGACCAGGCCACAGGCGAAGCCUUCAGGCGCGUACAGGGCACCCUCAUGGUCGUGGGCGUCCGUGGACGGACCAGUUGAGAUGGCCAAGCCUGCGCUGGGCGAUGUCGAGCCGUUGCUGACCGUUCUAGAGGUGCACGUCUCGACGAAGAGGGAAGAAGACAAGACGGUUGGCGUGACGGGCGGCUUUAUCAAGUUGAGAGGAGCAUUCAUCACGGCUUCCUAUACGCGGGAUUCGACAAGAGCCCAUCGGCUCCUGCAUGUUCAGCUUGACGACGGCGAUGAGACCACGAUUUCUGCGCGGCCGUGGCUGGACACGGCGGAGGUGCAGUUUGGGAAGGAGGCGCCUUCCACUUCUUGGUUCUGCACAGUCUGGCCAUUUCCUCCGAAGAAAAUGCUGCCGAUGCGAAGAUGGCGAGUCUUAAGUGUCUCGUGUUAG
This is a messenger RNA of Verticillium alfalfae VaMs.102, 1749 nucleotides long. RefSeq lists its product as hypothetical. Bases 1 to 1749 code for a protein of 582 amino acids. The transcript is spliced from 2 exons. Lineage: Eukaryota; Fungi; Ascomycota; Sordariomycetes; Glomerellales; Plectosphaerellaceae. The record is from RefSeq and is a predicted model, not a curated record.